AGCAAAAGAAGUCUGGAUUAGGCUGUCUGCACAUCUGGAUUUCUGCUCAACAGUGACACUGUUCAGCACCUCAAGCCUGCCAAUGGACAUCAACACUACAGACUUUACUCCUGUCAACCACACCAACACUAGUGACUGCCCCUACACUGAAGGUUGGGAAUGGAUCCGGACCAUGCAGCCCGCUUACAUCCUGUCAAUCAGCGUGCUGGGAAUCCUGGGAAAUGUAUUUGUCUUGCUUGUGUUCUGCCUACACAAGAAGGCCUGCACCGUGGCUGAGAUCUACCUGAGCAAUCUUGCAGCUGCUGACCUCCUGCUGGUCUCCUGUCUGCCCUUCUGGGCCGUCAAUGUGGCCAACGACUUCAACUGGCCCUUCGGAAAACUGCUCUGUCGCUUGGUAAACCUGGGCAUCAAGAUCAACACCUACUGCAGUAUCUACUUCCUGGUUCUGGUUAGCGCUGACCGCUACGUGGCGCUGGUCCACACUAUGUCCCAUGGCAGAAUGCGUCGGCCCUUUUAUGCUAAGCUGGGCUGUUUUUUGGUCUGGGGUUUGGGCCUGUUUCUGGCGUCCCCAACAUUCAUCUUCAGGGCUGUCAAGUACUUCCCAGAGUGGGGGGUGAAUGCGUGUUACCUUGAGUACCCCAAGCAUACAGAGCUAGCGUUUGAAUUGCUGCUUGUAGUCUUUGGGUUUAUAGUCCCCGUGUCAAUCAUCUCUUACUGCACGAUUCAGAUCAUCCAGGCUUUGAAAAGCCAGGCUAUGCAAAGGUUCAACGCCGAGAACACUGAGAGGAAGGCGACUCUACUGGUUCUGACAGUGCUGCUGGCUUUCCUGUUCUGCUGGGUGCCCUUCCACGUGGUCACCGCCCUGGACCUGCUCGUCCGGCAUCAUGUGCUGGAGGGCUGCGAGCUCAGCUCCAUCCUGGAAAUCUGUAACCAGAUCUUCACUUACCUGGCCUUCUUCAACAGCGUGCUGAACCCCAUCCUCUACGUCAUCGUGGGAAAGAACUUCAGGAAGAAAGUGAAGGAGCUGUUUGAGCAGAUGUCGCUGAAGAGGAAGAUGGUUACUGGGUCCACACGGUCACAGCUUUCAGCCACUCUGAAAACCCUGACAUGA
This is a messenger RNA of Hypomesus transpacificus, 1111 nucleotides long. RefSeq names its product bradykinin receptor B2 (gene bdkrb2). Gene Ontology annotation, biological process: G protein-coupled receptor signaling pathway; vasoconstriction; immune response. The record is from RefSeq and is a predicted model, not a curated record. The transcript has 2 exons. Bases 83 to 1111 code for a protein of 342 amino acids. Gene Ontology annotation, cellular component: membrane. Gene Ontology annotation, molecular function: bradykinin receptor activity. NCBI's taxonomy places the organism in Eukaryota, Metazoa, Chordata, Actinopteri, Osmeriformes, Osmeridae.